AGGGGAGAGUGGGGUUUAGUGGAUGUAGCUGUGGGCCGGGGGGUGAGCUACCUAACCCGGGCUGCUCCGCUGAAACAUCCAUGGGUGGCUGUGUCGGGAGCCACCACGACUCUUCGGGCAGCUUAAACGAGAACUCGGACGGCACUGGAGUGGCUCUAGGGCGUAACCAGCCCCUAAAGAGAGAGCGGCCUAAAUGGAAAAGUGACUACCCGAUGACUGAAGGCCAGCUGCGCAGCAAAAGAGAUGAAUUCUGGGAUACGGCGCCAGCGUUCGAGGGCCGGAAGGAGAUCUGGGAUGCGCUGCGAGCUGCGGCCAGUGCCUUUGAGAGUAAUGACCACCUACUGGCCCAGGCCAUCCUGGACGGGGCCAGCAUCACACUGCCACAUGGAGCUCUGACUGAAUGUUACGAUGAACUGGGGAACCGUUACCAGCUGCCAGUCUACUGCCUCUCUCCUCCCGUCAACAUGAUCGAAGAGCGCUCCGAUGAGCCCGACGGCUCGGAUCCAGACUCCGUGACGGCGGACCCCUCCACAGGCGGUGCCGGCGACCCCGUCCCGGGAGGCGAGUGUCAGCUCCGGCUCCGGCUCUCCACGGGCCGCGACCUCCGGCUGGCGGUCCGCUCCACGGACACGGUGGGCAUGAUGAAGCGUCGCUUGCAAAGCCAGGAGGGCGUGCCCGCGUCGAGCCAGCGCUGGUUUUUCUCAGGACGGCCGCUGACUGACAGGCUGCGCUUGGAUCAGCUCAACAUUUCCAGGGACUACGUAGUUCAGGUUAUCCUCAGCCAGCGUCCACCACCAGAGCCUGUAACUCCACCAGGACACACAGCAGAGGCCUGUGGGCCAGCGGAAGGAGUGUCCGCUCUCCCCGAGGAGCCGACGCCGGUGGAGAAUUGAAUGUGAACAGUGUAAAAGAAGAAGAAAAAGGCACAAACAGAAUUAAAGUCCAUUCUUCUCCUCUGUGCUGUUCGCUUGUUUUUGCUGAGAAGGGCUACGUCAGAACAGAGGUCAGCAUCCGCUGGCGUUUUAAAAACUCUUUUUGGAGAAAAGACUCUUUUGGUUUUACACGUUUAAAAUUUUGACCCUUUUUUGAAGUCUUUUUAACUGUUCCUAUGGAAACCAGAGUACAAAAAGCGAACUUUGUUAGGUGGUUUAAAGGGUUUUCCUGGCAGCACUAAAGGCAAAAUGUUUGUCAGUUUCCUUUAAAGUUCUAUUCAGAGACGAUCGACGAGAUGAACUGUGAUUACGAGGCCACAGGGUUUUAAACACGUUUUUAAUUCAGACAGUUAAGUAAAUGCAACUAUUCCACAGUAAAAGAAGUUAUUCAGGCUUUUUAGCAAGAACAUUUCAGUCAAAGGAUUAAUGUAUGUGAGAGCUAACAGCUGUGAAAUMCAUUUCUUAUCGUUAGCACAGAGAUUUUAGUCCUAUAUUGUCUAAGUGGCAGUCAGGAGGCAUGGCUGUGUAAUUUACCAAGCUGCUGCUGGGUUCAAUACUUCACUCUGCUUCACUGAACAAUCAAACCAAUCAUUUGAUAAACUGUAAGUAAUUAUCUUUUUUGUGUGUGAAUGAGUGUGCGUGGAUGCUCAGGACACAAAACACACUUCAACCAUGCGGCGAAAGGAUGGACAUCAGAAACACGAUUGCAUAUUUUGGUUAAAAAUAGAGUGUUUUUAAAUAAAAAAAUGGUCAUUGCUGAUAUUCCUUAA
Molecule: messenger RNA, 1702 nt
Organism: Austrofundulus limnaeus
Lineage: Eukaryota; Metazoa; Chordata; Actinopteri; Cyprinodontiformes; Rivulidae
Gene: ubtd2
Product: ubiquitin domain containing 2
Exons: 3
Coding region: 81-893 (270 amino acids)
Molecular function (GO): protein binding
Source: RefSeq, a predicted model, not a curated record